AUGCUGACCUGUCAGUCCACAGCGGGAUCUACAGCACCAACCCCUCUUCCCCCCGUUACACCAGCAGUGGGAGCCCCUAAUGUCCCUCGAGAUCACCCACUCAUCGCCGAGAUAUUGGCAAGAAACCUACAGGUAAAGACGCGAUCAGUGCAGUACGCCUGGACACACACUCUUAUGACUUCACCACACGAUAAUCCCUCCGUGUGGCUACAUCAGCUUUAUCAGGCUACCUUGGAGGCCAGUGCUGUACCCGAGAUCUUGAUCACUGCAAAGGAUGUCGUCGAUACCACUCUGGUAUCUCUUCUGUCCGAUCCAGUACAGACGCAAGAGAUCGCUUGUGUCUUUCUCGACCUGGUAGCCUUCUUUGACAAGGAACGGAAACCUCUACCUCAAGCCAUACUGGACGCGGCCAAAGGUAGCGCUUUGAAAGGAUUUGGCGGAGACCUCGAAAAUCCUCUGCCCGCAAUCUGCGUAUGGUAUGCGGAACAGCAGGCCGAGGGAGAUCUGUCGAGUGAAAACAUUGCUAAUCUCGUCGAGGCUAAUAUACGGAUCGGCUACGACUCAGCCUGGUCGUCGCUCCUAUGGAGGCGUGAUGAAUACGGCGAGCAGCCCAAGCCAUUUUGGAUCACUCAGCUCAGUCAUUGGCAGACCGCGUUGGAUGAGCAGGACCGCAUCGAUGGGACGUCUGACGCCGUCAGCUCAUUCGACUCCUUCAAUACCCGCCUCAUUUGCCAUCACGCUCUAGGCCAAUUCGAAAAAGGCUACAAUCUUGCUCAGCGACUCUUCGAAGGCUUGACUGACUCCCAGAGGAGAAGAGUCUCCCAUUGGGCAUGCGCAGCUGCGUGGCACAUGGGGGAUUAUGAGGCGAUGGCCGAUUUCAAUGCCUUCCAUCCAAAGGGAACAUCCAAGUCGCUGUAUAAAGCGAUUAUAGACGUCCAUCAUGGCCAGUACGCUUCCGCAUUUCACCAUAUCUCCAAAAGUCAGUCUCUUUCGUAUGACGAGCUACAGGCACAGCUUGAAGUAGGACCGCAAAUCGCGAUUAAAACACUUGCGAAAACGGAAUGCCUCGUUGAAUUGCAAGAAGUCAUACAAUACAAGUCGCAACCAGGCAUCCAAAAACAUCUGCAAAGUGUGUGGAAAAAUCGUUUCAAGAGGAGCCAUGCCGAAGCCAACACUUGGCUCAAGCGAUUACAGAUCUGGAAGAUGGCCUGUCCUCCUACCGAGAUCGGUUUGCAAAGAUGCUAUCUUGACGCAGCGAAAUUGUGCGAGAGUAGUGGCAUGCACGAAGCGGCUCAAAAGCUUCUGGAAUGGGUCAAGCCCGAAACCCAUCCACCGGGAUGCAAGGUACAAUACACCCAGAUGCGCUUCGACUGGAAAGAGGCGGCAGAGAAACAGGACCUGACCAGAAUGAAAGACAUUGUCAGUCGACUGCACAACCAUACGGCCCGCUACCUCGAGUCGGUUGCAAUAAAUCGUGAAGAAUUGGAAAGCGAAGGCCUGGGUCUCAGACCGCUCGCAUCGGUCCAGGACGUUGACGCUUCCAUUCGAAACAUAUUGGCCAGGCGCUACUACCGGCUCGCGCAAUGGACAGAGCUCAGCCAAGGUGGCUUUUGGCUGACUGAUCCCACAUCUGAGGUGUACAAUUACUAUUCCUUGGCGUACAAAUUGGACGACUUGUGGUUCAAUGGUGCCUACUCCUUGGCCCAAGCAGCCAUGAACAUCUUUGAGACUGGUUCGCAUUCACAGAAGGAUAGAAUAGCAAUAAAUAGUUAUGUCGUCCCCGCCAUUCGUGGCUUGUUCCAAGCUGUGCGGUCUCGCGAGACACCUGAGAAGAUGAUCAAAGCACUCCUCCGUCUCGUCACACUUUGGUUCCGAUAUGGCGAAUCAGAAUCGGUAUUGGCAGAGGUUCAGCAUCAGCUGUCUGCCACAGCAAUCUCAGCUUGGCUCAUGGCCAUUCCCCAACUGAUCGCUCGGCUGGGCACUCUGCAUCCGGAGCUGCAGGCUCUCCUCAUCGAUCUUCUCAAAGACAUAGCGAGACAAUUCCCCCACGCUGCUAUCUGGCCGCUCUUGACUGCGAGUCAGACCCAGAAGGUCGAGCAUGAACGGGCAGCUCGGAUGAUCAUGGAUCAUAUCUGUCAAAUGCAGGAUGGCACUACACUGGUCAAUCAAGCUGAGCUCGUUGGCCGCGAACUCAUCAGGACAUCAAUCUCGUGGAUGGAAAAGUGGCGGAAUCUCAUUGAUCGGUCCUUGCCCCGACAGGAUCUGAUGGAAAUCGCCUGGCACGAAGUGCCUCAAGCCUGGGAAGCCGAGAUACAGAGACUUGCAGAGCCAGAGACACCAGAUGAGGAGCAUUUCGUGCAGUCUUUCGGGCCGCAAUUACAUUCGAUUUACAAGGUCCUUCUGAAAUACCAGCAGACGAAACAGCUGUCGCUUGUCAAUACCGCCUAUAGCGAUCUAGAGCUAUGGCCAUUUGCUGAUAUUGACAAUAAGCUAUACGGCGAGCUUGAUGCGCAAGUCAACCAGUGGAGACAGCCGGGGUCCAAGUUGCAGCUUGCGAGCACGGCUCCGAGGCUACUUGCCAUCCGGGAAUGUAUCCUGACAGUACCAGGGCAAUAUGAUCCCAAUGUCAAUCUCGAUGAUCAAGCAUUCAUUGAGGCGUUUAUGCCGGUGGUCGAUGUACUGGCCACCAAACAAAUUCCUCGAAAGCUCAUUAUCACUUCGCUGAGAAAAGAUUAUACUUUCCUAUUGAAGGGCAAUGAGGAUCUUCGUGGCGACGAACGGAUCAUGCAGCUAUUCACGCUCAUCAAUACUCUGCUCAACCACAACUCGGAGGCCUUUGGACGAAAUCUUCAUCUGCUUCCCUAUGAAGUCAUCCCACUCUCGCCGUCAGCUGGGCUGGUCUCAUGGGUCGAAAACACUCAACAGUUGCAAGCGAUCAUCCUGUCGAACAGAGAGAAGUGCAAGGCGAGCAAUCUGUCCAACAAGGAGCUCGCUUCAAUCUUAGGAUAUGAUCCUGAGAAUUUUGACACCAAGCAUGACCGACCAAAGCUGGACCCUCCGGCCGAAAUGGAUCGAUACGACAAGUUGCCGCUGCCGACCAAGGUUGAGAGGCUGAAGGCAGCACUGUCUCACUCCAAGCAGACCGAUCUCAAGGAGGUACUCUGGUCACGCAGUCCCUCUGCAGAGAUCUGGAUUCACCGUAGAACCAACUUUGCCCGUACGAUUGGCAUCGGAAGUUUCGUCGGCUAUGUCAUCGGGCUUGGUGACAGACAUGGCUCCAAUAUCCUCGUCAAUCAAUUGACUUGGGGCGCGCUUCAUAUCGACUUUGGAGAUCUCUUCGGCGUGGCUCAAGAGCGUUCAUUCCUGCCAGAGAAAGUCCCCUUCCGUCUCACAAGGAUGAUGACGAAUGCUAUGGAGCUUGCCUGCUCCCAAGGGCACGUCGUUCCAGGGUCAAGGGGCUCCUUCAAACAAGCAUCGACCAUCUGUAUGGGUGUCCUGAGAGAAAGCCGCAGUACCUUGCUUGCCAUGCUCGAGGCAUUUCUGUACGAUCCGCUCCUAUCGUGGACGGUGAGUCAUCUUCAUGACUCGGUGUUGACUGCGCCAGGUCAAUGCAAUGCCAUCAGAGCAGAUCACAGUAAUGAAGACAUAUACAAUCACAUCGACAACUCGCUCAUUUCGAUGUACCUGGACACGGACAGCUACAUGGCCAAAGCAUCCACAGGAAUCACCAACUCGAAAGCUUUGCAUGUAUUGACGCAGAUUGAACGCAAACUCGCUGGAUAUGGACCUGACAAAGACCACAAAGACACCAUCUUGUCUGUUAAGCAUCAGGUCCAGGGAUUGAUCGAAGAGGCCACGAGUGUAGAGAAUUUGGCCCAAGGCUACGUUCUGGGAUGGCUGCCUUAUUGGUAG
Kockovaella imperatae is the source of this 3912-nucleotide messenger RNA. RefSeq lists its product as hypothetical. The record is from RefSeq and is a predicted model, not a curated record. Lineage: Eukaryota; Fungi; Basidiomycota; Tremellomycetes; Tremellales; Cuniculitremaceae. Gene Ontology annotation, cellular component: TORC2 complex; nucleus; TORC1 complex. The transcript is spliced from 24 exons. Bases 1 to 3912 code for a protein of 1303 amino acids. Gene Ontology annotation, biological process: TOR signaling; negative regulation of macroautophagy. Gene Ontology annotation, molecular function: protein serine/threonine kinase activity; protein binding; protein-containing complex binding.